AUGCCAUUCAAAGACCUGCGCGAAUACAUCGCUUUUCUCGAACAUCAUGGAGAUCUACGCCGCAUCACCGCGCCGGUGGAUCCUGAGUUGGAGAUUACCGAAAUUGCCCACCGGCUUCUGCGCGCCGAUGGUCCGGCACUGUUAUUCGAGAAUGUCAUCGGUUUUGACAUGCCGGUCGCAGUUAACCUGUUUUGCUCCCACCGGCGAAUGAAUUGGGCCCUCGACAUGGACAACGCCGACGCGCUGGCCAGUCGUCUGGAAUCAAUGAUCGAAAUGGUGCAGGGCGGCCCGCCAUCCGGGAUCGUGAACAAACUGCGUACCCUGGGAAGAUUGAUCCACGUCGGCAGCUUUCAGCCAAAAACCGUGAGACAAGCGCCCUGCCAGGAAGUGGUCCUCACCGGCGAGGACGUAAAUCUCUAUCAAUUUCCUAUCAUCAAGUGCUGGCCCAUGGACGCGGGGCCAUACAUAACCCUGCCGUUGGUGAUCACCAAAGACCCAAAUACAGGCGUUCAGAAUUACGGUAUCUACCGGAUGCAGGUUUUUGACCAAAGCACAACCGGUAUGCACUGGCAAACCCACAAGGUCGGCGCCAGGCACUACCGAGCCAGCGGGGAUCGCGAAGACGACCGGUUGGAAGUGGCGGUAGCUCUGGGGGGAGACCCGGUUGCUAUCUGGAGCGGAUCCGCUCCUCUGCCACCAGACAUCGACGAGAUGUUGCUCGCCGGUUUCAUACGGGAUGAAGGCGUGGAGCUCGUUCCUGCCAAAACCGUGGAUCUCAUGGUACCGGCCCACGCCGAAAUCAUCCUGGAAGGCUACGUGAUUCCGGGCGAAGAACGGCUGGAAGGACCCUUCGGCGACCAUACCGGUUAUUACUCACUGGCCGAACCUUACCCGGUAUUCCACGUUACCACUAUCACCAGACGCCACAGCCCAAUCUACCCCACUACCUUCGUUGGCCGUCCACCCACUGAGGAUUACUGGAUGGGCAAGGUUACCGAGCGCGUGUUCCUGCCGCUGAUCCGGCUAAUCCUGCCCGAAGUCGUUGACAUCAACAUGCCGGCAGAGGGGAUAUUUCACAACCUCGUCCUGGUUUCGGUGAAGAAGGAAUACCCCGGGCAGGCCAGAAAGAAUCCGUCUGAGGUGGCCUGGCGCGUCGCCAACAACCUGAAUCCGGGAACCGACCUGAUCAUCGCCGACGGGCCUAUUGACGACCUGGACGUUGCAUCUCCGACCCCUCGGUUCGGCAGCAAGAUGGGCAUCGACGCCACCCGCAAAGGACCUGAUGAAGGGUACCACCGGGAAUGGCCUCCUGACAUCGAGAUGAGCGAGGAGAUUCAGCAGCGCGUGUCCCGGCGUUGGUCCGAGUUGGGCCUGGACGAUCUCAUCCCGUCUCACGGCAUUUAG
Geodia barretti is the source of this 1404-nucleotide messenger RNA. The record is from the annotation of a GenBank genome assembly. Lineage: Eukaryota; Metazoa; Porifera; Demospongiae; Tetractinellida; Geodiidae.